UGGCCGUCUCUCUUAUCUUGUAAGAACAUUCGGCACCUCGCACAGUCAGCCGGAUCUCCAGGAGCAUCGCCUGUGCGAGAUACCACCACGCUCAGCGCAGGAGCCAUGGGCAACUGCAUAAAAACAGAGAGGCGUCUAAGCCAUGAGUUGGACUUCGCUGUUGUUGAGGAUCUGAUUGAUGACUGGGCAGGGAAUUAUUCCUACGCGGAGUACACAUCUUACAACAGUACUCUGACCCAGCCAUGUCACAGCACCUAUUGCUCCAACUUGAUCGGCAGCAUCCCGGCAUUCCUGGCAGUAGCCGGCGCCUUGGGCGUACUCUGCAAUGUGGCCCUUGGCAUCACCGUGGCCGUGUGCCUUCGGCUUUGGGACCAAGCCGGGCUCUUGCUGGCAACCCUGUCAGCUGCCCUAUUUGCUGCCGUCUUGCCCUUUUUCGCGGUGGGCGUUGGCCAGGGCUGGAUCUUUGGAGACGCCUUUUGCCAGACGGCACGUGCCGUUGAGCACGGAUGUCUUUUUGCCCAAGGGCUGUUGGUGGCUGGCAGUGUGUGUCAAAUCUCCAAGGCCCUUCCUGGCGUCCUCUUGAAUAUCAUCCUCUGGCUUAUGGGGUUCCUGCUUGCAAUACCAGCAGCCCUGAUCAGCAGCACAGGGGAAGAUGGGUGGGCGGUGUGCAUCCCAAACCAGGGAGACGAGCUGCGCCUCUGGUCUCUUGCUCAUGCCAUCUUCUGCCUGGCCAUUUUUGACAUCCUUCCAGUGGUGGUUGCUUUGGCCAAUGUGGUGUUGAAGUGGCAGAGGUUGGGCUGGCACCCACCCAUGGUCAUAACGUGGCUUUUUUACCUCCUCUGGGCACCGUACGGAGUGGCCCUGAUCCUGGACAUGCUGCUGAAGAUGGGCUUGCUCACCCCAACCUGCAGCUUGCGAGAACGUUUUGACUAUUUCCUGGGACUCUCAGAGGGACUGGGGGUCUUCCACUGCUUUCUGUGCCCCCUGUUGAUUCUGGGGGCAGUCAUCCAUCACCACAGGGCUGCCCAGUGAGGCAGGUGCUAAAUGGAGAGACCGCUAUAAUCUCCAGGACUUUGAACACCAGAACACUUUGUAUCUACUUCUGCUUUUGCAACAAGGCCCCGGAGACAAUCUUAGAAGUGCAUGAUAGCCAAGCUUGAGACAUGUUAAAAAAUAAAAUAAAGUUUUGUGUUCAGGCAAUCUAAAUUCUGCUUCCAGACGUGGUGAAUUCUGCAACACUUACUGUGCAAAAAGGGACACGUUUGUGUAAUCUCUCUUAUUUUGCAGAAUUUGAGGGAGGACUUACGAUGCUCGGGUACUGAAGCACAGAGAGAGAGAGAGAGAGAGGCUGGAAAUUGUAUUCAGACACCUCUCUGGCAGUGACAAAGUUUGGGAGCGGCAUGUGUGCGUACCCCACCCAAACUCAGCACUUAAACGCGGGGAGUUGUCCUAUGCCCCAUCAGUCAAUUGGUCCAUCAAAUUCAGUAUUAUGUAUACUGAUCAGCAGUAGCUUUCUAAGAUUUUAGAGAGGGUUUUUGUAGCUGUACCUGGAGAUGCUGGGGAUUGAACAUGGGGCCUUCUGUAUGAAAAACAAAUGCUCUACCACGGGGCCAUAGCCCUUUCCAUGAAAAUGGAAUAAGAUUCAGUCAGACACUUUUUUAUUUUUUGCAGCUAACGGCCAUUAGGUUUCCAGUCUUCAUGGUUCUAAAUAAAAAAACUGUUUUAAGCGGAUUUAAAUUGAAACAAAGGGAGUUGCCUUAUACUAAGUGACACUGUUAGUCCUUCUAGUAGAGGUGUGUACUAGCAUCAAGAUUCAGUUUGGAUCCAAACUCAACAUGUAGGAUGCAGGCCACCUCAUCCUGAAGUGCUUCGUGAUCUGCCCAGUUUAACUCAGAGUCUAAGUAUAAAUCUGCAUCAUGGGAAAACUUGGUUCCCCUCCCGUUCACUAUUACGGGGAAUCAAAAUGGCUCUAACCUUUUUUCUUUUGGACAGAAGUGGAUGAAAUUUGCAGGCAUAGUAGCUCCCCCAGAGUAGAGUCAGCCUGCCCAAUAAUAGACAAAUACAUCCAGGUACAUUUUCUGCUGGGGACCGUUAAAUUCUGAUAUAUAUAUUGCAUCCU
Messenger RNA from Rhineura floridana, 2119 nucleotides. Its product is annotated as atypical chemokine receptor 1-like. The record is from RefSeq and is a predicted model, not a curated record. Gene Ontology annotation, biological process: chemokine-mediated signaling pathway; inflammatory response. Lineage: Eukaryota; Metazoa; Chordata; Lepidosauria; Squamata; Rhineuridae. The transcript has 2 exons. Gene Ontology annotation, cellular component: membrane. Bases 106 to 1032 code for a protein of 308 amino acids. Gene Ontology annotation, molecular function: chemokine binding.